AAGUGAGUGUUUCUUUGUGGUUGGAUGUUGACUGUUGCCAGCUUUCAACAAACUAGGAAGUGGCGGCUCUUGUGUUCCGUACAGAGAAGCAAAGUCCGUGACUCCGGUGAACACGGUGUCAGCCAUGUGUCCUCCAGACGUCCAUGUCCCCGUCGGUCUGCUGUGAAGAGGAAGAUGACUAAUUUCAUCUUGAUGAGUUUGAGGCCGCUUGGAAUGCUGAACUUAUUUCACCAAAUCCUACCCUGAAACUCACUGUUUUUUUUUUUUUCGCAUCAUGGCUCCUGUUCCUCCAGGGAUCCAUCUGCUGGUGUCCUUCAACAGGGAACAAUGGUACCGAGGUCUUACCUUCAUGCUGACCUUCCUGCUCUACACUAGCUUUCACCUUUCCAGGAAACCCAUCAGUAUCGUAAAGAGCGAGCUUCAUAAGAACUGCUCAACAGCCAGUGAGCUGGCAGCCGCCAGCGGCGCUGUGGCCAGCGGUGGAGGCCAGGAAGCCUCUUUCCCUUCACCCCACACUGAGACGCAGUGCAGCUGGAAGCCUUUUGAUAAAAGCAACUACAAGCAGCUGCUAGGAGCCAUGGACUACUCUUUUCUCUGUGCCUAUGCCAUUGGGAUGUACCUCAGCGGCAUCAUUGGGGAGCGCCUGCCUAUCCGGCUGUAUCUCACAGUGGGAAUGCUGAGCAGUGGGCUUUUCACCUGCCUGUUUGGACUUGGUUACAUUUACAACAUUCACAGCCUCGGCUUCUAUAUAUUUGUUCAGGUGGCCAAUGGUUUGGUUCAAACUACUGGUUGGCCCAGUGUGGUGACCUGCAUUGGCAACUGGUUUGGAAAAGGAAGGCGUGGGCUCAUCAUGGGACUUUGGAACUCCCACACCUCAGUGGGGAACAUCCUGGGCUCUCUGAUCGCUGGGUACUGGGUCUCCUCUAACUGGGGCCUUUCCUUCAUUGUACCAGGCCUCAUCAUCGCAGCCAUGGGAGUCGUUUGUUUCCUUUUCCUUAUUGAACAUCCGAAUGACUUGAAAGGCGUAUGUACUCAGAACCCGUCUCCUGGCAGCAGCGUCUCAGCCAAAAGCUGGAGUGGAGCAAAUGGACAUCCGAAAGUAUAUUUGCAAUACAAGGAUAACAAAAAGCAGGCCUACAACUUUUUUAAGGAAUGUCUUCAAAAUAGGAAGAACUACGACACGGAGCUGCUGCUGCCCCGGGACGCUGUGUGUGUCCCUGCCCAGCCGGUCGUGGUGGUGAAGAGCGAGUCGGAGCCUUCUGCCAUCAGCUUCAUGGGAGCGCUGCGAAUACCCGGAGUGGUGGAGUUUUCUCUCUGCCUGCUCUUUGCCAAGCUGGUCAGCUAUACCUUCCUUUUCUGGCUGCCCCUCUACAUCACCAAAGCAGCUCACUUGGAUGCAAAGAAAGCUGGAGAUCUCUCCACCUUGUUUGAUGUUGGAGGAAUUGUGGGUCAGCUGAUUUGGUGUUUCCCAGGAAUGCUGCUCGUAUGUGGAGGUCUGGUGAAUGGACCAUAUGCUCUCAUAACAACUGCUGUGUCAGCAGAUCUGGGAACACACAAAAGCCUGAAAGGCAAUGCCAGGGCUUUGUCCACAGUCACAGCCAUCAUUGAUGGGACAGGAUCUGUAGGUGCAGCUCUGGGCCCCCUGCUGGCAGGUGUGUUGUCUGCAGGUGGCUGGAAUCAGGUCUUCUACAUGCUAAUGACUGCUGACUUCCUCGCUUUGCUGCUUUUAUUACGGCUGGUGGCCAAGGAGCUGUCCUCAUCCAAGUCCCACCCUGUCUCUGCUAUAGAGUUGAAGGAGCACUGAGCAGCACCAUGAUUGCACUGUUGCCACACACAUCCCUCUCUCUGAAACACACACACUGACCACUCGUCUCAGCCUGGAAAGGAGGGCAGCUCAGCUGAUCUCUGGACAACAUGACAGGCUCAAAUGCACCAGAUUUACUCUGGAGAAGAGCUGGAAACUGAAGAUGAACCAAGCUCAGCAGCAGCACACUUCAAGUUUCAUGUACCCUCAGCUUAUGUGUAUCUUUCCUCAUAUAUCUCUUGAAAACACAGCUGAUUCCUGUUUAACAACCUUUUUAUUUUUAACCCACAGAGAAAUCUGAUUUGGUUUUACUCAGAUAUUUAUAACAGAUCCCUGUUUAAGGAAGGACAGAAUCUUUCUAAUCAUAGUGAUCACAACUCUAAAUUAGCUGCCAUGUUUACAUUCAGAUAAUAGUUUUUAUUGCUCCAGCUGGGGAAGAAUAGCAGACUGUAGCAGGAGUCUAAAAAACAGGGCUUCAUUUUGAACCAUAUGCUAUAGAUACCAUGACUGGUAUUCAUGGUCUAAGUUCGUAGCGUCAUAUUAAUUAUAUGAAGCCUUAUGAAAAAUUCAGAUCAUAGGGUUUUAUCUUUGUUUUUUAUUCUCUUGUUGCUAACAGAGGAUGUGAAACACUUAGAAUUUGAAUCAGUUGCUGCAGUCAUGACGUUUGUAGUGAAAAUCCCAGAGUUGGCUUUCUGAGCAACGUCCUGCCAGCUGCACCAGAUGCAGCUCUGUAGCGCUCACUGCCGUUUUGGUUUUGUCAUUCAUUUGUUGGAUUAUAUUCUUUUUGCAGAGUGCCGUUUUAAUUUGAAGUGACUCAUCUGUCAGUCAUAGAUCAGAACGGCAGAGACAGCAUCUCUAUAACAUGAGUGCUGAAGUCGUCUCUCUGCUGGAUGGAGGUGAGCUUCAGUCGUAGCAGUUUGCCGUCUGUGCGCCGUCCCAGAUUAAGCGCUGUUUUUCAGCAGUUGACCACUGAAACGAAAAGCUGCUUUUGCCUUACUGAACCAAAGAGAUUAUGAGAUCACUUUAUGUGUUGAUUUGAGCACACUUUAAUCUGUAUGUUUAUUUCUGAUUAAUAUUUUUGUAUUCUUUGUCUUGUAAUGGGGCACCAAAGCUCUAUUUUUCUACGCUGCUAAGAGGAAUGUGGUCUGUUUGUGCUAGGCGCCUGGGGUGAGCGGGUCUAAUAAAUUAUCAAUGCACUUGUCUGAUUAGAAGGUUUCAGGCUGAAGUUGUUUAUUUUCAAGUUCAGUUUUUUGCAAGGUUUUUAUUUAGAACAUUUUGAGUUAAGUUGAAACAUUCAGUAAUUAUUUCUAAUUUAUCAUUUGCUAAGGUGAUUAGUCCUUUCAUUAAAAAUUGUGAAUCUUGCAAGAUGCUUAGCUAUUUUUCUGUUUUAUUUGUUAAUUAUUUAUAGUAUGUUAAUUUAUUGACUACUUAGAAGAUAUAUAUAUAAUUGUAUCUUCAUUAAAAGAAGACCACAUAUAUAUUUAUUUUGGGAAGGUGGAAGGACUUUGAGUACUUGAAAUAUCUUGUGCCUUGUUUGUUGUAACUGAUUUUCAGAAAGAAAAUCACAAAUGUAUGAUUUCUGUAACUGUUCUUUCAUGGAACAUAUUGGGGAAAAGGAAUAAACUUUGGUUUUGUGGGA
Messenger RNA from Poecilia latipinna (sailfin molly), 3443 nucleotides. RefSeq names its product solute carrier family 37 member 1 (gene slc37a1). Gene Ontology annotation, biological process: glucose-6-phosphate transport; phosphate ion transmembrane transport. The record is from RefSeq and is a predicted model, not a curated record. The transcript is spliced from 19 exons. Gene Ontology annotation, cellular component: endoplasmic reticulum membrane. Lineage: Eukaryota; Metazoa; Chordata; Actinopteri; Cyprinodontiformes; Poeciliidae. Gene Ontology annotation, molecular function: glucose 6-phosphate:phosphate antiporter activity. Bases 275 to 1804 code for a protein of 509 amino acids.